AUGGAGGGCCUGGAGGGCCUACAGGCGAAGGCUGAGCCGGGCCUGGACAAAGAGAUGCAGGAGUUAAGGAAACGACAUGCUGUGGAACUCUACAAGCUGGGCGAGGAGCACAAAGAGGAGAUCCUUUUGACCAAGGACGGAAGAAGAAGAAGAGAGGGGGGAAGCUACAGGAGGAGAGAGCUGAGGUGGAGAGGAGGCUGUCAGAGGAGUGGGAGAGGGGAGAAGGUGUGGAGUUACAGCAGAGACACGGAGGAGGCAGUGAAGGCUAGGAUAGAGGAGGUUGAGUGUCAGGUUCCAGGAGGAGAGAGCUGAGGUGGAGGAGAGCUGACGGGGAGAUGAGGGGAGUGGAGAGGGAGGAAGGUGGAGUUACAGCAGAGACACGAGGAAGCAGUGAAGGCUAGGAUUAGAGGAGGUGAGUGUCAGGUUCCAGGUGGAGAGAGAGGAGCUGGAGAUGAGACUCGCGGAGGAGUGGGAGAGGGAGAAGGUGGAGUUACAGCAGAGACACGAGGAGGCAGUGAAGGCUAGGAUAGAGGAGGUGAGUGUCAGGUUCCAGGUGGAGCGAGAGGAGCUGGAGAUGAGACUCGCGGAGGAGUGGGAGAGGGAGAAGGUUCUGUUGGACGAGCAGACUAAAGCGUCGCUGCAGACUGUGUUAGAGGAGCAGGAGAACAGGGGAGGCCAGCUCACUGAGCAGUGGGGGCUGGAACGAGCUCGGCUCCAGCAGUGUCGUGAGGUGGCUCUCCUCACCAGGUUAGCCGAGGAGCGCCGGAAGCAGCAGGAGGAGACGGAGAGGAGGCUGAGGGAGGACUGGCACAGGGAGAGACUCCAGCUAGAGGAGGACUAUGAGGGGAUGCUUCAGGAGCGGCUGCAGGAGGAGACGGAGAGGAGGCUGAGGGAGGAAUGGCACAGGGAGAGACUCCAGCUAGAGGAGGACUAUGAGGGGAUGCUUCAGGAGCGGCUGCAGGAGGAGAGGGAGAGGCUGGCGGGGGGAGGGGAGGAAGUGGAGAAGAGGUGGGGAAAGAUGAUGGAGGAGGAGAAGGAGAGGCUAAAGGAGGUCCACAGACAUGCUGUGCAGGAACUGAGUGCCAAACACAGUGAGGAGAGGGAACAGCUCAGCUGUCUACUGGAUAAACUGCGGGAGGACAUCGCUGAGAAAAGGUAAGACUGUCUAACUGUAAUGAAAUCAGCUUAUAAACUAUUUCCUUUUAUAAAUUGUUUAGGGUUUUUAGUCCCAGCAUUGACAAUUUGUCCAUUAAAACCUGCAUUCUUGAUAAAAACCAUAAUCAUGUUUACUUUAUGUCAGUGUUGUAGUACUCAAGACCCACUAUUGAGUGUCUCGGUCUUGUCUCUGUGCCGGAUACAUUUGUACUCGGCUUGACUUGGUCUCGGACAGUGAGGACUCGUAAUUUCUUCCCGAGACCAGCGCAGUAAAAAAGUCAUUAUCAGCUUCCAUUCAGUCAGCUCAUAAAACCGCUUCUCCAGGCCAAAUAAGACUCUCCUUUAUUGAACCAUUAAUAUCUUAACAGCCUUUAUAUCUAUUAUAGACAUGUUUGAUCAGUGGUGAACCUAUAGGCCUUCAGUGGUGAACCUAUAGGCCUUCAGUGGUGAACCAAUAGGCCUUCAGUGGUGAACCUAUAGGCCUUCAGUGUGUGAACCUAUAGGCCUUCAGUGGUGAACCUAUAGGCCUUCAGUGGUGAACCUAUAGGCCUUCAGUGGUGAACCUAUAGGCCUUCAGUGGUGAACCUAUAGGCCUUCAGUGUGUGAACCUAUAGGCCUUCAGUGGUGAACCUAUAGGCCUUCAGUGUGUGACAGUGGUGAACCUAUAGGCCUUCAGUGUGUGACAGUGGUGAACCUAUAGGCCUUCAGUGUGUGACAGUGGUGAACCUAUAGGCCUUCAGUGUGUGACAGGUUCGUGAUUCUGAAAGGACAGCAACCUUUUAAUAACAGCGCACUCAUGUAGGAGAGUGCACUUUUUUUGCAAAACACCAAAGGACCAGUGGUGGUGUGGAGGGUAUACUUAGGUAUUUUUCAGUGGGCGUUGCCGUAUACUCACGUCUUAAUCCCUACUGAUGCGUAUCAAAGUAGUGUAGUGGAGGGUAUACGAUUGAUCAAUGAUGUAGUACAAUAGAGAAAUCAUGCGCAAAGUAGCCUACACAAUCGCAAAGCACGUGAAAUAUAUUCACAUGGGCGCUGCACACAUAGCCUAGUUUCAGCGGAAAUACCAUCUGCAGGCAGCAAGAGUGUGCAGCUCUCAACUGGUUUUGGCAUGAAGCAGCUCACAGAAGAAUGACAUCGGUAGCCGGUAGGGCAGGAAACACAUUUCACCUUAUGAUAUCUACCGGUAAAUGCUAACUAAGGCAACAAUGGGUAUGCAAACCAGGUAUUGGAAAACGUUUAGUCCCAAAGUUAUUGGUUAGUAGGCUAUUUGUGAUGUGCAAUUAUCAUCAUGUGCUCUUUGCAUCAGGGGCGUAGACAUGGAUGGGCCUGGGUGGACAGAGACCCCACCCACUGGGGAGCCGGGCCCUGACAGGCCCACCCACUGGGGAGCCAGGCCCUGACAGGCCCAACCAAUGGGGAGCCAGGCCCUGACAGGCCCACCCACUGGGGAGCCAGGCCCUGACAGGCCCACCCACUGGGGAGCCAGGCCCUGACACGCCCACCCACUGGGGAGCCAGGCCCUGACAGGCCCACCCAAUCAGAUUGUUUUGGUCUUAGAUCAUAACAUUUUUGUAUUUUUUCUAUGUAAAAACAAAAAGGGUGCCUUUCGUUCGCUGGGCCGUUUGGGAAAUUUUAGGCAAAAUUAGAGUAUACCCACUUCUCCAGGCACCGCUACACCCCUGGAUAGGGCCGAAGGAAAGACAGCAGUCACACAGCAUGAUGUUAAAGGAUAAGCAGUCACACAGCAUGUGUUUAAAGGAUAAGCAGUCACACACAGCAUGAUGUUAAAGGAUAAGCGAUCACACAGCCAUGAUGUUAAAGGAUAAGCAGUCACACACAGCAUGAUGUUAAAGGAUAAGCAGUCACACGCAUGAUGUUAAAGGAUAAGCAGUCACACAGCAUGAUGUUAAAGGAUAGCAGUCACACACAGCAUUAUGUUAAAGGAUAAGCAGUCACACACAGCAUUAUGUUAAGGAUAAGCAGUCACACAGUAUGAUGUUAAAGGAUAAGCAGUCACACAGAUGAUGUUAAAGGAUAAGCAGUCACACAGCAUUAUGUUAAAGGAAAGCCGUCACACAGCAUGAUGUUAAAGGAUAAGCAGUCACACAGCAUGAUGUUAAAGGAUUAAGCAGUCACACAGCAUGAUGUUAAAGGAUAAGCAGUCACACAGCAUGAUGUUAAAGGAUAAGCAGUCAACAGCAUGAUGUUAAGGAUAAGCAGUCACACAGCUGAUGUUAAAGGAUAAGCAGUCACACAGCAUGAUGUUAAAAGGGUAAGCAGUCACACAGCAUUAUGUUAAAGGAUAAGCAGUCACCAAAAGCAAAGAUGUUAAAGGAUAAGCAGUCACACCAGCAUUGUGUUAAAGGAAGCAGUCACACAGCAUGAUGUUAAAGGAUAAACAGUCACACAGCAUGAUGUUAAGGAUAGCAGUCACACAGCAUGAUGUUAAGGAUAAGCAGUCACACCACAGCAUGAUGUUAAAGGAUAAGCAGUCCCCCAGCAUGAUGUUAAAGGAUAAACAGUCACACAGCAUGAUGUUAAGGAUAAGCCCGCCACACAGCAUGAUGUUAAAGGGUAAGCAGCCCCAAGCAUGAUUUUUAAAGGAUAACAGUCACCCACAUGAUGUUAAAGGAAAAAGCGUCACACGCAUGAUGUUAAAAGGAUAAGCAGUCACACAGCUGAUGUUAAAGGAUAAGCAGUCACACAGCAUGAUGUUAAGGAUAAGCAGUCACACAGCAUGAUGUUAAGGAUAAGCAGUCACACAGCAUGAUGUUAAAGGAUAAGCAGUCACACAGCAUGAUGUUUAAAGGAUAAGCAGUCACACAGCAUGAUGUUAAUUUAAAGGAUAAGCAGUCUAUAAACUCAGACAAUAAGUCAGUAGGUUUCCAAUCAUAAGAAUACAAAAACACAACCAUUAAGCAUUUCCCAAUCGAAAUGUAUAACUAUUACUUCCCAUUGCAAAAACAUUUCAAGGUUAGCGCACAAAGUUGACCCUUUGACCUAGUUUAAAGUGGACCCUGGACAGUGUUUUUAACUACUUUGCAGAGAUUAAACAUCAUAUCAGUCAAAAAUAUCAAAUUCCCAGAUUAUGCUACAAAAUCAACUUUUAUAAUAGGUUUUAUUUUUGACUCAACGUUCCACGACGUACACUAAGGCAUUAUUGGCAGAAUAGAUGGAUGCAGUUUAAUGCAUGAUUAAUAUAAUUCACCAGUACAUUUCUUGGUAGCACAACAAAUAUUGCUAUCAGGUUGUAAAUCACAGCUGACAUUAUUUGCUGCCUCCAUUCGGGAUGCACUGUUUCAGUUUCAAUGACUCAAUAUUCUGGACAAAAACGGACGAUAACUAAGGCUGGGAAUGUCAAUACAAUCAAACUAGCAAGGGCAACGAUCACAAGUCAGUCAUAACGUGGCUAAUAGGCUAGCGUGUCUAUUUAUGUAGCAAGCUAAAAACACGGAGCCUAACGUUAGCUAGCUAGCUGCUAGGAGGAUGUCAUGCCAUUUUUUUCCCCUCAUAUCGAUUUUUGGUGGCUAUACACAGCUAGAGAUGCAGGUGUCAUUUGGUUAGCUAGCAAGAACUUGAACGACUUAUCAAGCUUGCAUAUCGAUUGCGUUCGCAAAUUCACUCUGGCUAUCUACUCCGAUUUCAGAGCACUCUCGUCUGAGUGUGCCAGAGUGCAGAACAACUGAUCUUCUGUUGCUGACGUUGUUUUCCUCUGUUGGUUGUAGGCGUGAUGCGGGUCAUCUAGCAGAGGAGAACCUUCUACUCAGACAGAAGAUAUCCACGCUGAAGGAAGAGGACCCGAGAGACACCCAAGAGGAGAUGCUGUAAGAAACCUCAUGGUCCUGGGAACCAUUUUUUUGUGUUUUCCCCUACACUUCCCUGGUGUAGUGGAGAUUAAACGCAAGUAAAUGCAGUUAACCCACUUUUUUAUUUUAUUUUAUUUUUGCACAACAGUUUACCCACCUUUUGCCAAAAAAAUGCAUUGAAAGUAUAGGGAGCGUUAUUUUUUUCAACGCAACUGCCGAUCAGAGUUUAUCCACCUGAUUUUUUUUUUUUUUACCACUACAUCACUGCUAGCACUUACACACCUGAUUUUAAACUAAUUAGCUCAUCAAGCCUUUGAUUAGUGGAAUCAGGUGUGCUAGGGCUAAAACAACAAUGAUGAUCCUUUGGAUUAAGAAAUACUGAGCCCCCGUGUAGCUCAGUUGGUAGAGCGUGGUGCUUGCAAUGACAGGGUUGUGGGUUCGAUUCCCACGGGGGGGGCCAGUAUGAAAAAAAUGUAUGCACUCACUUAACUGUAAGUCGCUCUGGAUAAGAGUGUCUGCUAAAUGACAAAAAAUAACAAAUAAAUAAAAAAAUGUAUGCUACAGCUAUUUUUUUCAUUUCAUUGGGUCAUUGAACUCACACUUUCUCCUCCCCUAUCUUAGCUUGAAACUGGAGCAUUUCAGGAAGGAGAAGAUUUCUGCGCAAAGGAAGGCAGAGAGUUUCAAGAGACGGGUAGGACGAGAGUAAAACGACUAACUUUAUUAGCUAUGUUAACUUUAACUUGGUUCUAGGGGGCUGACUUGCAUUGCACUUAAGAACGUUGAUCCUUUGUGCCAACACAGGUAAUAAAUGGCAACUCUAAUAAAUCUAUAUCUGUGUCAAAAAAGGUGCCCUUUUCUCUACAUAGUGCACUACUUUUGACCAGGGAAUAGGGUGCAGGCCCUGAUUUUAAAAAGUAAGGCAUUGUAUAGUGUUAAUAACGGGAUAUGAGAAGGGAGAGUCGGCGAAUGAUCGAUUCAGACUAGGUGGUAAAUUGUAUGACAAGCGGCAGUUUAUUCAGAGUAAAAAUGUCUGGUACAAAACGUGCACGGUUCUCGUUCUUUCAGCUCAUAGGGAACUUCCAGAAAAAGCGCCAAAAAACAGUACACACAUGUUUUAUACUAUUUGUAAAGUGGGUUGAGUCUGGCAGAUCUGGUCUUCUGGUUGGUCCCUGCUCGGGCGUCGUCCUCUGUGAUUGGGUCUAGGAGGUCUACACACUGCAGCUCAGGUCCUUUGUUCCGAAUGUUUCAGCAGAGUAAAGAUUUGAUGUGUGCGUUUUAAUUAUCUGGUCUUGAGUGUGUCUGUGUGUGUGAGUGCAUUUUUGUGCAAGAUUGUGGUUGUGGUCAAAACUUGUCUUGGAAAAGGAAUUAGUUAUAGCAAUUUAAUAGCAAUAAGCUGUUUAUAAAAAUAGCAUUUAUUACAAAUCCCCCUCUACACGUCUCUUAAGACGUGUCAUAUACUAAGUAACAAAAAGAAAGGGAAACUUUCUCAGAAAGUUUUGAGUCCCCCUCUUCACGUCUCCCAGACGUGAUCCAUUAUUUAUGGUACACGAAGCAUAGUUGAAUCAGUCUUAAAAGAAAAACAAUAAUGUAGAAAAGAAAACAACACAUGAUAACGCAUAAUGCAAUUUGUAAAAAUGUUUAACCCAUUCCCCCCUCUAGCAUACUAUUAUAUGGGCAGUUAAUUAAACAAGUUAGUCCCCCUCUAGUGAGUGAACACAACAAUCAGAGUUGGUCUUCGAAAUUGCUCUAAUUGUCGUUUGUUCAGGUUUGGUAAUCAUGACAGGCCCAUCCACCUUUAAUUAUAUAAGGGAGGAUAGUCACUAUCAAAAUCGUCCAGUUCCAAAUCAUUAGUUCCCAAAAGCGGAUACAAGGCAACAUCCACAAGAACAAGUAUACCCAUAGAAGCCAUAACUUCACCCAGAAUUGUCACAACAAUAGUUUUCCAUUUACCAAAUAUGUUAUCAAACCAACCGUUUUAUGGAGCUAUCAAUACCAGAGUUCUUAACCAGUUCGUUCGCCAAGCGUGGUGAUGGUCACUCAAGCGCUUUUGUCACGGGCCCGUCCGGUGCUAUAUUGUUGGAGAUGAAAAUACAGCACAUAUAUCCAAACAGAACACCAAACCCCGUCCUUGCUCAGCCAAAAGCAUAUCGAAAAACUAUUCUAUUCUGCCAUGCCAUUAAAGCUAGUUGCCGCUGUCUGCUCAGCUAAUCCCUUUAUUGGAUCACGAGUGUGGGUUAUAAAUAUUUUGCUGGUUAUAUUAAAUAUAAUUUAUCCAAUCGAAGUUUUUAUUAAUUGUUGACCAACAAAAAAUACUUGAUUCAAAACUCAACCUGUGGUCUGAUUCCUAGCUUUGAAUUGUUUCGUAACCUCUCGAGGGUACUCCUAUCCCAUCACAGGAUCCUUUCAUCAAAGGAUCCCAGGAGGAGGUCCUACUUUCAUUUGACAACUCACCAGUCUCUGACACAUUUUAUUGGUUACAUAUGUAGUUGAGUUCACAAUCAGUUAUCACCACACAACCAUCAGAUGUCAGCACAGGCCUGGUUUGGGUCCUACAAUCCUCUGUCUGCAAACAAAUAGGAGAGAUUAGUCAUGUUUUCUUUCAGUUGUGAUAUUCUCUGUGGUAGGAGCAGAGCUAAGAUGCCCUACUCUGUAUCCUAUCUUACUAGUCCUAGAAAAACGAUUAGAAUCCCCAUGAGACUUCAAACGUUAGGCAACCUAGGUUCGGAAUGAGUUUGUUAUCGGGGUGGAUACUGAUAGUUCAAGUUACUACAAGACUCUUUCACCACAUCCCAGGUGGUUUGCAUGGGGAUAUAAACCUGUUUUGCGUACUUCAGACAUUCAGACCAGUAACCUACACUUCUAUGGGUCGCACUGCAAUUUCUGGUAAUUCCCUACCCUCACAACACUACACCUGUCCCCAAACUGUAUAUGGAGAUUUACAUAUCCCCCACGCUCUCGAUAUGGAGCAACUACAUAAUCCAGGAUGUACACGGCGACACACAUAUAGUGAUUGUCCUCCCCCUAAAGUCCUUAAUCUUCCCCUUUCCCUACGUCUAGCUGUCUCCUAUGGCCUUCAUAGACUAUGCUCAGGUAUCAUUUUAUCAACUUGUUUUAGGUUAACUACUACUUUUGGCUGAUCAGAAGGGUUUGAGUGUGUUAGGAAUAUGGCCCCCACAAUCAGACAGCUACCUACCGUCAGGAGACCUGUGAAUCCCCCACCCUUGCCCUGAGAACAUGUCAGACGCCAACCCAUUACUUUACCUUCUACCAAACUCACACAGGGUAUGAUCAGACAGGGUAAGGGAAUCUUCGUUAAGGAGGCAACCCCCGAACCAUAGUGGAUGAUCGGAUCUUUCUCCUAACUCUGUGUUUGUUCAUCAGGUGUAACUGGGUUUACCUUUUUACAGUGUGUGACAUGCACCCAGAUUGAUCUAAUAGGACUUGAUAGGCCCUUCCCACAGGCCUGCUUCCAGUUUUUCUUCUUUUAGGGACUGGAUCCACACCCAGUCUCCUGGUGUGAUAGAGUGGGUCACCUUCUCCUUUAGUUCACCUGUGGGGCACAAAACCUCUGACAUACAGGUGUGGUUAAUAAACUAUCUUCACACAUAGAUGUUGAGCUCUCAAUUUCUAUUGUUGUUUUUUUUAUUUUUACUUAAUCCUAUCAUUAUUAUUUAAUCCUAUCAAUAUUAUUUAAUCCUAUCAUUCCCCCCUUUUUGACACAUGAUUUGCCCAUGUGUCAAUAUUACCACCUUUCUAAACCAUUUCUUAUGUAAUUUAUCAUCCUAUUGCCAUGCCUUUCAUUUUUUAGAUUAUCUUUUGCUCCUUUAUUGCUCCUCCCACUUCCUUUGUCUUUUAUGGAAGCUAAAUUCAACUUUCAUCCAGUUCAGAAUCAAUUAGUAAUCCAAUCAAUCAAUCUCUUAUCUUAUAAAAACACUUAUGUUUAGUUCAAACUCUGUUCUACCCAGGCUCUCCCGGGCUUGACCUGAAGACUAAUUGUUGGACAUGACAAGUCUAUUUCUUAAGUCACCUAAGUCUUCUGUCUAGCAACAAAGAAUAAAAAUCUCUAUGUUCAUGAUUAACCCCAGUUAUAUCUAAUAGCCCACCAGAAAACCUAAUCAUCUUUAAAUCACUACCAAUGUCAUAUCCCUCGUUACUCUCUUACCAUUUGGAUAACAUCCCUGAUGUUAUGUAUGCCCUCCUUAGAGUUCCAAAUUACUUUACAUGGGCUACCAUUGCCUUCCCAUAGAUAAGAUCACUUAAUUACCCGUAUGCAGUACAUAAUGGAGUACGCAAACUUUACAGCACUUUAUCAUUACCAAUAAGCUCAUCAUUUGUUUUUUGUUUUAAACGGUUUGGCGCUCCAAAUAUAGCAGUUUUUAUGGAUGAGUUUAACAUUCUCCCCUCCUGUGUUAUAGUGUGACCUAGGUAAUGACCUCGAUUUACCAAAGUUUUUAAGUUUCUUUCUGCUCACUUUGUGUCCCUUUUCUUCCAGAAGGUUAACAAUUGAAUUGUAUCAUCCCUCUUACACAAUCCCUCCUGAGUGGGAUUAGCCAAUAGAAUAUAAUCUACAUAAUAACUAACAUUUGUUUCCUUCCCUAGGUUCAAACUUUCCCAAAUGAUUAGUUAUAGCCUGGGCAAAGAUUUGUAAGGACUUUCGAGUAGCCUUGAGGCAUCCUAGCCUAAGUCCAUUUCCUUCCCUGAAAAGUAAAGCCAAACCACCCCUAACUAUCCGGAUGAACUUGGAUGCUAAAGACAGCUUUAGCUAAAUCUAUCACUGUAAAAUAGGAGUUCUCUGGUUUCAAUUGGUUCAUCAAUGUAUGUGGAUUUUAUACACCAUGGAACUCUGGAAUGAUAUUUAUAUUAAACUAACUGUAAGUCCAUGACCAUCCUCCAGUCGGCGCUAGGUGCCCUCCUUUCUAACAGGAAAUAUUGGAGAGUUUCAUUGUACCACAUCUCCAGGAAUUAUCACCUCUCCCUUAAGUAAAUUCUCAAAUGUAGGUGUUAUCCCUUUUAUUGCUUCUGGUUUCAUAGUAUCAUUUUUGGUAUGGGUCUAUUAUUGAAUCGAGGAAUCACUUGUACUGGAGCUACCCCCUUUAGUAGUCCUACAUCUGUUGUCCUUGUGACCAUAAUUUGAACAGAAUUGCUGCUAACUCACCCUCCUGUUCCUGAGUUAAGAAAAUCUCUUCCUGUCAUCCGUUUAAAAACUUAUCUCCAGAUGGACACUGGGCUGGGUUUUUGCUCUCCCAUUUAACUUUAUUCUAUAUCUCCCAGUGGGAGUGGCCAUAACUGAUCCCCAUUUGGUAUAUUCUGCCAGUCAGUAAUGUUCUUCCCUUGUUUUAUAUAUUUACCUAGUGAUAACAUUCCUCUGAAUGUUCUUUCACUAGGACAAACAUGGGGGCUCCACCUUUCUCUGUACAGCCUCUGGCUCUGUGAACCCAUUUUAACCCAUUUGAAAAAACAACAAUCACAAAUAAGCCAGGCCUCACUCAAUUUGAUAGCUCACUUUUAUGACCUAAAUUCUGCCUAACUGAGAUAAGCUAAAUCUCUUUCUCCUAGUUAUAUUCUAAAGAUGGUAGUCCACACAAAACAUGAUAGAUAUUCCCAGUCUUAACCCAUCAAUAAUUGUUUGUAUCAUUCUAAUUCCUCCUAACUAAUCCAUAAACCACUCAAAAUUCCUCGAGUAUACUAUGAUUAUUUAAUUGAUUACCCUAACUCUGCUACAUGUGAUCUCAUCUCAAAUUAUCCAUUUAUCAAUUAUUUAUUCAACUCCCUAGGAAACCUGUCUUCCCUUCCAUUGUUCCUUUCCCUCCUGUAUAUGUCAUAUUUUGAGUUUUUAGCCAAUACAAUCACAGUUACAUCAAAUGUUCCCUCAUUUAAUGGUAUUUUCUUCCUAAUAUAACUUCCCUGAAUGAGAUUAAAUCCACCUGGUCUUCCUCUACUAUCCUUAUAUCAUUACUGGAUCAAUGAUAAUAACCGUAACAACUAUCAACAACAAUUGUAAUAACUAAUUCACAUUAAAUUGUGUAUUUUUUUCUGAUUAUGCUACAAUUGUAGCCUAUUUAUCACCCCAGUCCAAAAUAUAAGUUUAUGUAACAACCCCUAACCCCUACAGGGUUGCGCCAUUCCCCCCCACAAAAGCCAUGCAUAUUUUUCCUCCAAAAAAAAUUAUCGUUUUUAAAAUGGUCCCUCUAUCUUUUUUUCCCGCUAACCCCCUUUCAGUUUUCUAUUCAAAGAUUUAACUGUUUUCUCUGAUUUGCCCCCAAUUAAAAAACAAAAAAGGGGUAGUUUGGUCGCAAACCUUAAUGACAUUUAUCAUCUAACUAUACGUCUCUCACCCCCUUGUCCUUCGGGGAGACGCAUGGGAACCUUAACAUAUUUUUAUAACUUUUCUAGAAUACUUUUAUUAAAUAUUAUUCAAACCCUUUAAUAUAAUCUAGGUAUAUAGCCCACUUGAAAAACUUUUUUUACUGUCCCCACCUGUUUCAACCGGGGCAAAAGCCAGUCACUUCGCAAUAUCUGCGAUGCUCUCAAAAGUACACUUCCAGUUCAUGGAAAAGGGGUCCCAAAAUGAAAAUCGCAGUAGCUUUCACCUCAGCAAAAACUAUCUCUCUCUCACUGCUUAUUUCCCCUUUACACAACCUUAUGUAUCUGUUUUAAGCAUGGAUUCGAGUUUAUCUGCGUCCAGACGUCCCUCAAAACCAUACCUCUCCCUCCACCUGGUUAUAUAAUGGAGAUUUCUUCUAUCCCUGGAUUCAUUUUAAUUACAUCAAGCAUUUCUCGUCCCCAGUAAAUUCUGGGACCUAUUGUGAGGAUUUCCCCCCCCCCUGGGUUGGUACUGUUAAAAAUCCCUUAGCCACCUCUUCUAUAUUACAAGUCAAUUUAACAAGAAAUUCAAAAUAGCUUCACACAACAACACCUCAUAAGGAGUGCCCAGCAGGAGUCCAAUUCCUAUCAGAAACAUACAUACAAACAUUCAGACACUCCCAAUCUCUCCAGGGGGAAAAAGUUAUCCUUCUCCUGAGUGAGAUUGUUGUUCCCAUAAGGGUUUCUUCUCAUUUUGUUGUCAGGAUUGGUUCUCGCUGCUCAAAUCAGCUCUUACUUCAGACAAUGGUCUGGAAGGAGUGGGGGCUGGUGUGCAGUGUGUUAGAUGGUGCCAGGGUGCUCCUGAUUUACCUCUGACCUGGACUGAGUGUGAAGUAACCUCCUUCACUUCGUACGGUCCAGUCCACCUGGGUUCCAGCCACUUUCUUUUGUGGACUUUCACCCUCACCCAGUCUCCCAUUUUUACCUUCAGUGGUGGCGUGUUACCCGUCAGCUCCCCCUCUUGGGCCUUCUACACCUGA
Coregonus sp. 'balchen' is the source of this 12304-nucleotide messenger RNA. The record is from the annotation of a GenBank genome assembly. Lineage: Eukaryota; Metazoa; Chordata; Actinopteri; Salmoniformes; Salmonidae.